Messenger RNA from Myotis daubentonii (Daubenton's bat), 6067 nucleotides. It is a transcript of the gene TGFBR3, whose product is annotated as transforming growth factor beta receptor 3. The record is from RefSeq and is a predicted model, not a curated record. NCBI's taxonomy places the organism in Eukaryota, Metazoa, Chordata, Mammalia, Chiroptera, Vespertilionidae. Gene Ontology annotation, molecular function: glycosaminoglycan binding; type II transforming growth factor beta receptor binding; transforming growth factor beta receptor activity. Gene Ontology annotation, biological process: epithelial to mesenchymal transition; cell migration; transforming growth factor beta receptor signaling pathway.
AGUCCCGGCGGGUCCGGAUGGCGUAGUUUGGCCGCGGCAGCAGCUGCAGGAGCUCGCCGCCGGGCGCUGGGCCGGGGAACUUUCCUCCGCUUCCCUCCAACUUGCAGCGGGUGGAUCUCCGCUUGACACACCGCCUCCGAGACAACUUGACACUUGGAAAGAGGGAUUUUAAGGCCACAUCUGAUUUGCAAAGAUUUCAAUCUGAAGAACUGCUGGUGAAGGUGACUGAACGGGACACGCUUCUGGAGAAAUGAAAAUGACUCCUCAUCAUGUGAUUGCCAUGUUUGCCCUAAUGAGUUCCUGUUUAGCUACAGCAGGUCCAGAGCCCAGUGCCCAGUGUGAACUGUCGCCGGUCAACGCCUCCCACCCGGUGCAGGCCUUGAUGGAGAGCUUCACCGUCCUCUCGGGCUGUGCCAGCAGAGGCACCACGGGGCUGCCGCAGGAGGUGCACGUCCUCAACCUCCGGGGCCCGGACCCGGGGCCCGGCCAGCCGCAGAGAGAGGUCACCCUGCACCUGAACCCCAUCUCCUCAGUGCACAUUCACCACAAGCCUGUCGUGUUCCUGCUCAACUCCCCGCAGCCCCUCGUCUGGCAUCUGAAGACAGAGCGGCUUGCCGUUGGCGUCUCCAGACUUUUUUUGGUGUCUGAGGGUUCUGCGGUCCAGUUCUCAUCCAGAAACUUCUCAUUGUCAGCAAAAACAGAAGAAAGGAGCUUCCCACAUGGAAAUGAACAUCUGUUAAACUGGGCCCGAAAGGAGUAUGGAGCAGUCACUUCGUUCACCGAACUCAAGAUAGCACGAAACAUUUAUAUUAAAGUGGGGGAAGAUCAAGUGUUCCCUCCUGCGUGCAACAUAGGGAAGAAUUUCCUCUCGCUCAAUUACCUGGCUGAGUACCUUCAGCCCAAAGCAGCAGAAGGGUGUGUGAUAUCCAGGCAGCCCCGGGACAAGGAAGUGCAUAUCAUUGAGUUAAUCACCCCCAACUCUAACCCCUACAGUGCUUUCCAGGUGGAUAUCAUAAUUGACAUAAGACCUUCUCGAAAGGAUCCUGAGGUGGUCAAAAAUCUCGUCUUGAUCUUAAAGUGCAAGAAGUCUGUCAACUGGGUGAUCAAAUCUUUCGAUGUUAAGGGAAGCCUGAAAGUUGUUGCUCCUAACAGUAUUGGCUUUGGGAAAGAGAGUGAAAGAUCCAUGAUAAUGACCAAAUCAGUACGAGAUGACAUUCCUUCAACCCAAGAGAAUCUAAUCAGGUGGGCUUUGGACAAUGGCUACAGUCCAUUGACAUCAUACACAGUGGCUCCUGUGGCUAACAGAUUUCAUCUUCGGCUUGAAAACAAUGAGGAGAUGAGAGAUGAGGAGGUCCACACCAUCCCUCCCGAGUUACGGAUCCUGCUGGACCCUGGAAACCUGGACAACCCACCCAUCCGGGGAGGGAGAGGCCAGAGUGGAGGUUUCCCCUUUCCUUUCCUGGACAUCCCCAGGAAAGGCCAGAAGGAAGGGGGAGAAGAUGGGCUCCCGCAGCCAAAGGACCCUGUCAUCCCCGGCUUACGACUGUUUCCUGGUCCCAGAGAGCCUGAGGAGGUGCAGGGCAGCAUGGAUGUUGCCCUGUCAGUCAAAUGUGACCAUGAAAAGAUGACCGUGGCUGUAGAAAAAGAUUCUUUUCAGUCCAACAGCUACUCGGGGAUGGAGCUCACCCUGUUGGAUCCUACCUGCAAGGCCAAGAUGAAUGGCACCCACUUCAUUUUGGAGUCUCCCCUGAACGGCUGCGGGACUCGGCACCGGCGGUCCGCCCCGGAUGGCGUGGUGUACUUCAACUCCAUUGUGAUACAGGUUCCGUCCCCUGGGGGUAGUAGUGGUUGGCCAGAUGGUUAUGAAGAUUUGGAGUCUGGUGAUAAUGGAUUUCCAGCAGAUAUGGAUGAUGGAGAUUCUUCCCACUUCAGCCGACCUGAAAUUGUGGUGUUUAACUGCAGCCUGCGGCACGUGGGGAAUCCCAGGAGUUUCCAGGACCCGCCCAACAGAAACAUCACCUUCAACAUGGAGCUGUACAGCACUGACCUCUUUCUGGUGCCCUCACAGGGCGUCUUCUCGGUGGCGGAGAACGGACACGUCUAUGUUGAGGUGUCUGUUACUAAGGCUGACCAGGAACUGGGAUUUGCCAUCCAAACGUGCUUUAUCUCUCCAAAUUCGAACCCCGAUCGGAUGUCUGAUUACACCAUCAUUGAGAACAUUUGCCCCAAAGAUGAUUCUGUGAAAUUCUACAAUCCCAAGAGAGUGCACUUUCCCAUCCCGCACGCCGAGAUAGAUAAGAAGCGGUUCAGCUUUGUUUUCAAGCCCGUCUUCAACACCUCACUGCUCUUUCUGCAGUGUGAGCUCACGUUGUGUACCAAGAAGGAAAAGGACCCCCAGAAGUUACCCAAGUGCGUGCCUCCCGAUGAAGCCUGCACCUCACUGGACGCCUCAAUGAUCUGGGCCAUGAUGCAGAAUAAGAAGACGUUCACCAAGCCUCUCGCUGUGAUCCAUCAGGAAGUGGAAUCUAAAGGAACAAGUCCAAACAUUAAGGAACCGAAUCCAAUUUCUCCACCAGUUUUCCAUGGCCUGGACACCGUAACCGUGAUGGGCAUUGCGUUUGCAGCAUUUGUGAUUGGAGCGCUCCUAACGGGGGCUCUGUGGUACAUCUAUUCCCACACAGGGGAGACUGCGGGAAGGCAGCAGGUCCCCACCUCCCCGCCGGCCUCGGAGAACAGCAGCGCGGCCCACAGCAUCGGCAGCACGCAGAGCACGCCCUGCUCCAGCAGCAGCACGGCCUAGCCCAGCCGCCACUGCCACAGGCUCGGCCGGACAGCACGGGUGGCCAGACUCCAGAAAGGCUUGAUCGUGGUUCCUUUGUAAAGAGAGAGUGAAUUUCACUAUAAACAUCACCUGUUGUAUUCACCCCCCAACCCAGGGCGGCUCUCCAUGUGCCCCCUGGACCUCCGUGUGAGAAAGCUAAGGUGGCGGCCUUCCCCUCCAGCGCCUCACAGGUUAGGGGGCUUACAAUGUGAAACACAUGCCAGUUUUUAAAAUGCUGCUUUGUCCAGGUAAGAACAUCUAUCAUAUGGGGCCCUGAGCUCUACCCAGGACUCAAGGAGUUGGUAAAAGGAUGACAGCCAGAUAGAACCAGGGAGAUGUGGCCAAAGAUUCCUUUAUAGCUGAACCAAGAUGUAAAGCAAACGAGAUGCUUCAAGACUUUCUGUUCCUCCACCCGCAGUUCGCGCCUUCUGGGUGCACACUUCUCACCUUGCUGCCACCCCGGGGAGGCCCUGUCUUGCUUAAUAGACGCUGCCCUCCUGGCUGCAUCCUGACACACAGCAAGGCAACAUUCCUUUCUUGUGCCCUGGGCCCAAACCAACGCUGAGCACAUCCUCAGCUUCCUCCCUCUUCCUGCACCAGCACACCCACUGCAAGCGUCUUAAUGCAGAUUUCCCAUUUCUUUAUAGGCCUAGAGAAAUUGAAAAUGGCCAAAAUCUGGGACUGCAGAUGUGUUCCCCUUUAUGACACUGUGUUCUGAUAAAUUAAUUAUAAAAUCAGGGCAAAAUUUAGUUAUAAAAUUAAGGAGGAAUUUGCUUGGUGAUAUUUAUGCCAGUAAAAGCAUGUCAUCUGGCACAUGCGUUUUGUAGUUGUGAAGAAGAAAAAAUUCCCCUUUUAAGAAUUCCUAUACCUUUAGAGUUCAGUGUAUUCUUAAAUAUAUUUGGGAGAAUUAGUGUUUCCACUCAAAACGUGUCAACCUUUUGAAUAGACCCUUUGGUAAAAAACAAGCUCUUGGAAAAUGCAAAAGCAGGGCAGAGCCUGCUGUGCGAACAGUGCCACCAGUUCUGCCAAGAAAGUGCUGGGAUAGGGGACGGGCACACUCCUUUGGGUUGCUGUAGUUCUCUUGCCUUAAAUAUAUCCCAAACUCGAACAGAAUUUAAGGUGGAAUAGUGGAAGAAAAUAGAAUAAUAUCAUGCCACUUUGCAAUUAAAGUAAGCUCAACUGAUACCUCUAUGUUAAAAAAGAAGCCAGAGGAAAAAUUUCCAUGCCAAAUCAUUUACUACUGAGGAUAGUUUCAUUACAAAUAAAUAUUAUUCUUUUUCCAGAUUGCCUCUCCCCUCCCCAAACAACUCAACAUUCUACAAAUAGAACAGGCUAGAUUCUACCCCAAAAUAUUCAUAAGCAAAUCUUACUGCCCUUAAGUAAGGAAGUUGUGCUUGGUUCUCCGUGAAUGAAACAUUCAGUAGGAAAUGUUGAUGAUACCCAAGACCUAAGGGCAAUGUCUGCAAGGCAAACAAGAAGGUUACUCAAUUCUAGAGUAAUCUUCUGACUUAUUUGAGAGGCAUAGACAUUCAAUCUGGACAAUUUUAACCAAAAAGGAUGACUUGAAGGCUAAGAUUUCUGGGUUGUCUAUAAUUUUGCAUAUUUCCACAUACAAAUGAAGAUAUGAGAUUAGAUAAUUUUUUCCCCUCUAGUUAACAUUUCUUAACAUAAAGGUAUCAGAGUGCAGGACUAGAUUAUGCUACCUGUGUUUGAAAAUAAUGCGCUUUGCCUAACCUUCAGCAGAAUGUAUUGUUUUAGCAUAUUCUAUGUAUAAAAAGGUUUAAAGAUGUCUUCAAAGAAGACUAGAGUCUUUAAGUCACUUAUAGCUAUAUUUUACUACAAAAAAUUGUGUAUAAAGAUAUAUUUAAGUGUUUUAGAUUUUUUAAAAAGUUACUCCAUAUGAAAUGUUUAACUUCAGUUACUGUGAAUUCUUCUGAUCAGUUCUUUGCUUUUUAAAAAACCCUUUCCAUUCUGUUAAAAAAGAAAAUUAGUUAUUAAAGAAGUAUUAAAAGAUCCAGUUUUUAGAUGGACAGGGUUAAAACUUUUUGUAAUAUAUUUAAAUGUAUAUUUUUGAGAGAGAUGCUACAUUGCCAAUGAUUUUAUAAGUGAUUUAAAAUUAAUUUACAAAUUUAUAGAUGCAAACCAAAAGAUUUUAAAAGAAAGAGAAGAAAAGAGUCAACUUUUGCUUGUUUGGGUCUGAUUGUCAGAAGUAUUAUUCAGAUCAAGAAAUCUGUGGUGAUAAAACUUGAUCCCAUGUUAAUUGGAGAGUGAAUGUCAUUAAGUAGUUCUGAAAUGUUCCUUUAAAAAUGAGCAUUUAAAAAAAAAAAAUAGUGUUUUCUCCCUAGCCUCUUGUUACAGCAUUUCCAGUUGCUUCAGACUUCACAGUUUUAAUACAAAAUACUAGCUAAACUUUAUAACACAUUUUGCAAGUUUCUAUAAAACUGUUGUUAUAUUCCAGUUAAACUCUCCUACCUGCUGCCUCUGGUUACUUCUGCAGGCUAUUCCCUGAGUGCGCAGAAGCCAUUUUGUUUGUUUUGUUUUGUUGGAUGCUCAGGCUGUUGUUAAAAUGCUCUAAACUCCAAGGCAGAUUAUCGUGAAACAUCCUAUAGCUUUUCCCCAUGUGGGGUUUACCAGCUGUUGCUCUGUAUUUUAAAAGUCAGAAAUGCCUUCUGUCUAAGCUGUUUCUGUAGCAUUUUCCAAACCACCACAACAGAAACGUUCUUUUCCUUGUCUGUAAUGAGAUUGUAAACCCGUUCCCUGCGUGUGUUCUGUGGUGGGCAUGGUUGUGGGCCUGUGGGGGGCGCGCACUCGCAUGCCAGUCUUUUUGUACUGUAACUACCUCAUGGUUUGAGUGAUGGUUGUACUGCUGGUUGUGUUAACAGAGCACAUUUUGUUGGGUGAAUUGUGUGUGUGAUUUUUUUUUCCUGUUUGUUUUAGCUGGGGAUUGUUCAUGAAACUGACAGACGUUUUUCUGAAAAGGACUAUUAUCAGUUUCCAAGUACAAUGCUUCUCUCUUCUGGUUUUUCCUGAAUGAGCCUGAUUUUGUUGCUGUUUUUCAUCAUCUAUGAGGGUAAAAAGAGUACCCUUAAAAUCCCUGUGGCCAGUUUGAACACCCCUGUUAUAUGUAGUCUUUCCUCCGUUCAAUGUGUCGGCAAUUUUGUGAACAUGCUUAGAUGUAUAGUUUUGAUAACCACCGUUUUAAGUACUUUAUUUGUGCAUAAUAAAAAGAUAUAUAUCAAUUAUUAA